Microplitis mediator is the source of this 2986-nucleotide messenger RNA. Its product is annotated as probable helicase senataxin. Gene Ontology annotation, molecular function: helicase activity; transcription termination site sequence-specific DNA binding. Gene Ontology annotation, biological process: termination of RNA polymerase II transcription. NCBI's taxonomy places the organism in Eukaryota, Metazoa, Arthropoda, Insecta, Hymenoptera, Braconidae. Bases 360 to 1469 code for a protein of 369 amino acids. The transcript is spliced from 9 exons. The record is from RefSeq and is a predicted model, not a curated record. Gene Ontology annotation, cellular component: nuclear body.
GCAGAGCUCAAAUUUCUACGAUUACGAAAACGAUUUAGAAUGAAAUCUUCAAAUUUUUUCAUUAUAAAUAUUAGAUUGGAAAUUUUCAAAAGCAUAAUUCCUUGCAAGAAGAAAAUACAAUAUUUCUAUAAAUUAUUUUUUCUCUCAGUAAAAACUAUGAUGUAUCGACAAUUUUUCAAUGCACCGAGCGAUAAGUUUAACAGUUUUUACGGAACGGUCAUAACGAUGUUGAACAAUAUUUCUUUGAUAAUAAGUCUAUACUUAUACUCUGGGAAUUCCGUAAGUGUAAGAAAAAUAAAAUCAGUUACUUCAGAGUAACACAACAUAGUAGACGUGUACCAAACUAAUAAUUUAAAAAAAUGGGGACACUAGAAAGAGUUGAAAGAGAAACGGAAAAAUUGCGAGAAGAAUUUUUGUAUUACGUACUUCAAUGGGACCCGAAAUGGUUUACGAAAGAAAAUGAAAGUACAAUACAAUUAAAUUCUAUUAUGCUACUAAAACUCAAACCGUUAACGUUAUUUUACAAUAAUUAUGAUGAUUAUUAUCAAGCUCAGUUAUCAUCUUUGCUUUAUGAUUUUUGGUAUAGAUUAAACGAUAUAAGUCUAAGAAAUCACAAAUGUGAAAAAGUGUCUGACAUUACGUUAUCAAAAACUCCAUUGCUAUUGGAGUGUAUAUCAGUGAAUUCAAAAAAUGACAAAGUUUAUCGUAUUACAAUGAGAGCUAGAAUUUUAUAUGGUAUGAAAUUACACUAUGCAAGUCGAGGUUAUUUGGUAAAAUUUAAAAACCCAUUAAAUGAAAAUACUGAACAACUUGCGUGUGUCGAAUCCGUUCUGUAUGAGAAAUUACAUGGGAAACGUAAAUUCCAAUUAACAUAUGGUUUAAUUAUUAAAUAUCAGGAAAAUAGCGAGAUUCCUAAUACAAUUGUUUUAGAAUCAGUGACACCAUCACUAUCAGUAUAUCUGAGUUAUGUUGAUUCAUUGAUAAAUAUUUCUAAAUCUCCAUUAUGUGAGGCCAUUUUGAGUCCAAGUAUUAAAGAAUAUGAAUUUUCAUCAAUUAGUGAUGAUGAUAAAAUUGAGCCAUUCGUUGAAGAGAAAUUAAACUCCAAACAAUUGGAUAUUAUUGCAAGGACUGUUAAAACAGUUGAGGAUGAAAAACCUGGCAUAUUUAUGAUCUCAGGAGCUGCAGGAACAGGAAAAUCGAAGAUCAUUGUCGAAAGUAUUUUGUCAAUGCUAAUUAGGAAAAGUACUGAUAAAAUAUUAGUCUGUGGGCAAUCUAAUGGGGCAAUUGAUUCCAUUGUUUUACAAUUAUUAGAUGCAAAGGAAAAGUUAUUACAAAAAGGAACAAAGUUAAAUAUAAUACGAAUUGGACGUGAAGAUAAAAUAAAUGAACGAGCAAAAGCAGUAUCUUUUAACGAACUAAAAAAAAUAUGUGGAGGCACCAGGGAUCGGCGUUAUCGAUAUUUUCGAUGAUCUGUUUUUAAGUAAUCGAUGCAAUCAUGGAGGAAAAAAUUUUCCACGAGAUAGUUUAUAACUUUUUCAUAUAUAAAUAUUUUUCAAUAAAAAUUGACGGUAAUAACCUUCAAUAAUAAUAGUACCCGGGAAAAAAUAAAUUAGAUCUUCGUAGAUCUAAAUUUUGGCGCUAACUAAAGUACGCUACAUAUCUAUAUAUUUAUUAUUAAGCACGAUGUAAGUAGAUCUACAAAGAUCCAAAAAUUUUUCUUGGUUAUAGGAGUUCGUAAUAUACGUAGAUCAACGUUCAUCUAAGUAGAUCUAAGGAGAUCUACGUAUACCUCCACGCGCCAUUUUUUUCAUCAACGUAGAUCUACGCGUAUCUAUGGAGAUCUAAUUUAUUUUUUCCCGGGUAGUAAUGAACACUUAAUAAAGUAAAAAAAAAAAACCCGAUCCCCAAAUUCCUUCAUUUUCCCUUUCAAAAAUAUUCGAAAAGAGGUUGACCCUGCAGGCCACCCUGACAACUUCCCGCUCUGCGAGCUUAACACGUUGAAAUCGAAGAUUUUUGAGCUCUUCGAGCUCAAUAAUUUUUUUGUGAACUUUCGCAACAACAAUAUCUUACAAACAAAUUGACCAAUUCUAAUUUUCGAAAAGUCAUUAGACGUAAUCUUUUGAGUACUAAAAAUGUUGUAAAGAACCAAAAUCGAAAAGUCUUAAAAUUUCAAAGUUAUGAUAAAAAAACUUUUUUUUUAAAUAUUUAAAAACCCAUAACUUUUGAACGCGUUGUUCGAUUUCGACGUUCAAGACGGCAAUCAACGCGGGUUUUUGAGCACUUAAAAUGUUGUAAGAAAAACAAAGUCGAUAAGUCUCAAAAUUUCAAAGUUAUCUUGAAAAAACGUUUUUUUUUGAAAUUUUUGAAAUGCCAUAACUUUAAAACGCGUGGUUUGAUUUCAAUGUUCAAGACGGCAAUCGAUGCAGUUUUUUGAAGCCUAAAAAUGUUCUGAUGAGAGCAAAAUCGAUUAGACGUAAAGUCUCUAAGUUAUUCUAUGAAACGCUUGUUUUUUAAUUUUUUCGAUUUUUUGGUUUUCGAUAUCUCACGAACGAAUCAACCGAUUUUGAUUUGCAAAACGGCAUUCGACGUCGUUUUUUGAGCUUAAGAGCUGAUUAGGUUUCCUUAUUGAGAGGUUUGCAUGUUUAGGUUUCCACUAUAUUUAAAUGGUGUAUUACCGUACGAAGGACGGUGUGGCUCAAUAAGUUAUAGAUCAAAUUGAACGGAAUAUAGUAUAGGGCCGGAUAGCUCAACUGGUAGAGCACUCGGCGCGAUACCGAAUUGGUCUGGGUUCGAUUCCCAAUUCGGGCUAUCUAUAUUUUUCUCAAUUUAUCUAUAAAUUGUCUUAUUGAGAGGUUUGCAUGUUUAGGUUUCCACUAUAUUUAAAUGGUUUCCACUAAAUUUAAACAACGAAGUUGAGGCCUGAAUAGUUUAUCUUCAUUAAAAAAUUUUAAAUAGAACCCUUGAAUUGGAGUAAUUCCAUUAUUAA